AUGAGUUCCUCUGGUGGUGGGGUGAAGGCCAAGUCGACCGUGCGCCGGAGCUCCCGCUCUGAAGAUCGGGACGACCAGCGCAAGGAGAAGGACCCGCUCGCAUCGCGGCAACUCUCGAACCCCGAUGACCUCGACUUGUACAUGGAGAAGCUGUACGAGGAAGACAUGGAGUCCAAGCUCGAUGGGAUCACGCAGAUUCUCAACCUGUCCGAGUACGGCGCCAACAUUGAAAUGCUUGUUCAGAACGAAGCGCUGAUGUGCCUCCUCUCCCGCGUCCUCAAUGACGAGUACAAGAAGAACUACGACUUUACCCUCCACAUGAUGCGCAUCUUUUGGUGCUACUCGAACUUUCUCCAACUGCACCCGAUCCUGAGCAACUACCGCAUCGGUGCGAUCACGUUGAAGAUCGUCGACUUUGAAGUGAAGCGCCACCAGUUGCGCGUCGAGGAAGAGAAGCAGCUCGAGGACACGAUAGCCAAGGCCAACCACGAGCCUGACGUCCUUGCCAAGCUCAAGGCGGAGGCCAAAAAGAGCAAGAAGAGGGCGAAAAAACAAGACCAGCUCCUAUACGUGUGCUUGAGUGUGCUCUUCAACUUGUCGGAGGACAUCCACACCGAGCGCAAGAUGGUCAAGAAGAAGAUCGUGCACUUCCUGGCCAAGAUGCUGGACCGCGUGACGCCCGACUUGGUCAUGUUGACGUUGGGGUUUUUGAAAAAGCUCAGCGUGUUUGAGGAGAACAAAGACGCCAUGAUCGAGCUCCAAGUGCCCGAGAAAGCCAUUCGAUAUGUGAAAUGCAACCACGACAAAACCGUCCAAGUCGCUUUGAAGCUGCUCUUUAAUCUGUCGUGGGACGCCCGCGUCCGCGACACCAUGGUCAAGAACAGCCUCGUCCCCAAGCUCGUCGAGCUGCUCAAGAAGCCUCCAUUUCGAGCGCUCACGCUGCGCAUUCUGUACCACUUGAGCAUGGACGACCGGUGCAAGUCCAUGUUUACGUACACGGAGGCAAUUCCGAUCGUGAUGCAGCUCGUGAUCAAUUUUCCUCAAAACAUGGUGGCCAAGGAACUCAUGGCGCUCGCGGUCAACUUGAGUGUCAAUGGUCGUAACGCGGAAAUGAUGGCCCAGAACAAGGGGCUCGACGCGCUCGUCACUCGGGUCUUGCGCACGCGGGAUGUCCUCCUCAUGAAGUGUAUUCGCAAUAUUUCCCAGUGGUCGUAUAGCCUCCAAGAAGACGCGGCGUCGGAAAAGAUGUACAAGCACAAGGGAUUGUGGGCUCCGUAUGUUGUGCCAUUGCUCGAGCUCGCCCAGAGCUCGGACAACCACGACUUUGUCGUAGAGAUUCUCGGGGUACUGGGGAACCUCACGCCGAACGACUUGCCGGCCAAGACGUCGUGGGACAAGAUCCUGGCACAGUACUACACCGUGAUCCCGUUCCUGAACAAGCUGCUCGUGCCAGGCUUUUCCCAGGAUGACAUUGUGCUCCAAGUGAUUAUGUUUGUGAGUGCGCUGAUGCUCGAGCCAAAGUGUGCGCCCCUCAUCACGUCGUCCCGCCUCGUUCGGAGCUUCCACACUGUCUUCCAGGACAAGCAGACCGACCACGAGAUCAUGUUGCAGCUCCUCUUUUGUUUUUAUCGCAUGCUGCGCCACCCCGAAACGUUGGACGAAGUGCUGUACGGGACGAACAUGCUGCCCGAUUUGUUGUUGGCCGCAGAUGCGACCAACGCCGAGGUCCGCCGCAUGUGCGACUCGGUACUCGAUGUGAUCCUUGACCACGACAUUCACGAAGGCGAAGUUGGCGAGUUUGGCCGACAGAUUCGCCGCCGCCGAUUCGAAAUUCACAACGCCGAGUACUGGAACAUGAUGCAUCAUGCGGCGAGCCCAACGGCUUUCCACGACGAUGAAGAGGAUGGACAGGACCGCGAUGGCCCGGAUCAUGGAUACCACCACACGAGAAAGUGA
Molecule: messenger RNA, 1956 nt
Organism: Aphanomyces invadans
Lineage: Eukaryota; Oomycota; Saprolegniomycetes; Saprolegniales; Verrucalvaceae
Exons: 8
Coding region: 1-1956 (651 amino acids)
Biological process (GO): microtubule-based movement; cilium organization
Cellular component (GO): ciliary transition zone; axoneme; kinesin II complex
Molecular function (GO): kinesin binding
Source: RefSeq, a predicted model, not a curated record